Messenger RNA from Patella vulgata (common limpet), 6669 nucleotides. Its product is annotated as calcium/calmodulin-dependent protein kinase kinase 1. The coding region runs from base 225 to 2078 and encodes 617 amino acids. The record is from RefSeq and is a predicted model, not a curated record. Gene Ontology annotation, cellular component: cytoplasm. Lineage: Eukaryota; Metazoa; Mollusca; Gastropoda; Patellidae. Gene Ontology annotation, molecular function: calmodulin binding; ATP binding; calcium/calmodulin-dependent protein kinase activity. Gene Ontology annotation, biological process: protein phosphorylation; intracellular signal transduction; positive regulation of protein kinase activity. The transcript is spliced from 17 exons.
AAACACUUUUCAUUGGUACUACUUGAUAUCAACUGUUCAGGGCAUGUGAUAAACUCUUAAGCUUAAUCAAUGAUGAACUGAGAUGCUAUCAGAUAUAAGGUGCCAGUAAUCUGUGUUCUGUGAGUGUCCCUGUACCUCAAUAUACCACACGGCCACGACGGCCCCCUAAAAUAGGGGACAUCAGAAACUGUCACUUUGAUCGAGGGCAGGACGGUUCUGAAGAUAUGAUCGACAAGCCAGAACUGAAAAUAGCAGAAUUAACAGAAAAUCAAAAGAAUGUAUUAUUUCAACAGAAAGGUAUCAGCACAGAUGACAUUUAUCAUAAAAGUCAUUCGGUACCAAAACAGGUUAUAGAAACUGAUAUUGAAAACGAAAAAGAAAAUUACAAAAAUUCUGUUAAAAGUGUUUUACAAAAUGGCGAUAUUCAAGUGCAUAGAAAAUAUCCUCUUAGACGUAAAAGUUCCAAUAUUACAAGUGACUCAGGUCGAAGUUCAACAAGUGAAACUGAGGAAAAUAUAGAUAGUGUGUUUCAAGAUAAUAUUGUAGAUAUAUAUAGAAGGCAUAGUAUAGCAAUUGUAGACUCUACAGGACAUUUAAACGUUCCUACGCUAGUUGACUUUACCAAUCCGGAAUUACAGACUGGGUCAUCCUACACGACUCUAAGUUCAGAAGGUGCUAACCCUAAUGGAACUGACGACUAUAGUACGACUAAUGUGAUAAAUGUGCGAAGGGCACCGAAAGUUGUUUAUAGUCAUUCAGAGGAUAGAUUAACAACAUCCAAUGCUAGGAGACCUAUAUUUCCUUCAUUGCCAUAUUCACCGUACGGGUCGCCAACAGGUUCCCCGCGAAGCUCUCCUCGAUUACGCCGACAGCCUACCAUGGAGACGCAUCGAGUGUCUGUGUCGGAUGGGGAUGGCUAUACCCAGUUAAAUCAGUACAAACUCAAGGAUGAAAUAGGAAAGGGAUCUUAUGGAAUAGUAAAAUUAGCAUAUAGUGAAGAAGAUGAAACUCAUUAUGCAAUGAAAAUCCUCUCCAAGAAGAAAUUGAUGAAGAAAGCUGGAUUUUUCAAAAGACCUCCUCCAGUGAGAGAAGGUAAAGCAGCACAUGUCCCCCCUAAUCCAUUAGAACGUGUAUAUAGAGAGAUAGCUAUAUUAAAGAAAUUAGAUCAUCCGAAUGUUGUCAAAUUAAUAGAAGUAUUAGAUGAUCCUGAAGAAGAUAAUCUUUAUAUGGCUUUUGAGCUUGUUGAAAAGGGGGCUGUGAUGAUGGUUGGUACAACUCAAGCUUUUUCCGAAGAACAAGCGGGAAAUUAUUUUCGUGACAUAGUUCUUGGACUUGAAUAUUUACAUCAUCAAAAAAUCAUUCAUCGUGAUAUCAAGCCGUCAAAUUUACUGCUGGGAGAUGAUGGACACAUCAAGAUUGCUGAUUUUGGUGUUAGUAAUGAAUUUAGUGGUGGAGAUGCCUUCCUUUCUAACACUGUUGGUACACCUGCAUUCAUGGCACCAGAAACUCUAAGAGAUGACAGAGAGAAGUAUGGAGGAAAGGCGUUAGAUAUCUGGGCUAUGGGAAUAACUCUAUAUUGUUUUAUAUAUGCUAAUGUGCCUUUUAAGGAAGAAUAUAUUCUAGGUCUUCAUAAAAAAAUACUCAAAGAUCCUGUCAAAUUCCCUGACAGUAUCGAAGUAUCUGAUUCAGUGAAGAAGUUAAUAGUAAGAAUGUUAGAUAAAAAUCCAUCAACAAGAAUUACUUUACCAGAAAUAAAGGAGCAUCCAUGGGUAACAAGAGAAGGACAGAUAAGUCUACCUUCAGAAGAAGAGAAUUGUAUAUUAAUUACUGUAACAGAAGAAGAAAUAAUGAAUGUUGUUAAACAUGUGCCUAAACUUGAUACACUUAUAUUUGUAAAGAGUGUGCUGAAAAACCGUUCCUUCCGAAAUCCUUACAGAGAUAAAGAGAACAUGACGAAGGAAGAAUUUCAGCGUAGUGGUCGAUCUUACUCAGCUCCCGAAUCAUUUCAUCAUAUAGUUAAAAGGAAAAUAUCAGCAGAUGCUCAUAUUAUAGAACAGACAGUUAUCGAAGACUCAUGACAUUCCCUUUCUCGGCAGCCUUGAUCACCAAGCCUCACCCCACCGCCUUAUUUUAUUCAUAAUGCAUUUGUACCUGUAAUUCCUGUCUAUUGAAGUUAAUUUAUAUGGUAUUAGAGAUUGUUUAUGACAUAGUUUUAUUAUACUUUACAUGUUUUAAUCCACAAUAUUUCUUUUGUAACAUAUUAGCAUUUCAGAGAAGGACUGGGUGGGUCCAGCGCUCCCUCUACCCCUGGGUACGAGGAAAACUUUGAAAAACGGACUAUGACGGUGCUUUCUAGAGUAUGUCCCGAUGUUACUAGCUUAUGCACAAAUUUAGUGUGGGACAGUUGUAACAAUUCAACAAAAAUGAGAUAUAUUCAAGACUAAAAACGGCCCUCAAACCAUGUGAGAAUAUAAACAUCUUUAUGGCCAUCCAAGCCUACCAUACUUGCAGGAACCUUCUCAGUCCAUCCCUGUAACACUUUCCAGACCUCCAUUCAGUGACGGAUCAUGAGGUUGCGGGCUCCAGUGACAAAAUUUCGACCUGAAAUGGUGGUCUGUGGAGUAUAUCCCGGGCGGAAACGUUGAUAUCAAUUCUUUUUUCUGACCCUUGGGGUCCCCCUACCUAAUAAUUUCAAAACUCAUUGAAAAGAGGCACUCUUUUUCACGAUUUUUGGGAAAUUGGUCCUCAUUAUUUCUUGCCUCCAUUGUUUCCAAACUGUUUGAAUAUUCCUUACAGUUAUCUUAAAUAUGUUGAAUAAUAUUUAUUUGUGAAAGAAGAAAUUAAAUAUUGUUUAAAAAUAAUUUAUAUAAAGAUAUUUUGCUUUGGGUUUACUGAAGGAAAACUGCCAGUUUUGCAAAAGAACUCUGAAAUUUCUUUUUGCCGUUAAUUAUAAUUGGGAUCUAGUUAUUUGUACAUAUUGUUAGUGAUAUCAAGACAUUUAUAUUCAUGUUCUGAUGAUUGUUAGAAAUUUUAAGAAUAAUUUAUAACCCAACAAUGGCCAAAAAUUGAGAGCUAAUGUUAAUUGCAUGAAUUCUGGUACUAUCCCAUGGUACUGUAUAUCAUCUGCUGAGUUGAGAAUACAAGGUUUUCAUACAUCUAUAGCAAUCGUGAAUAAUUAAUUCUUUCGUGAAGAGAAAAAUCUUUUGUAUUAGUUUAGAGUUUCUGAAAUCUUGAGAUUGCAAUAUUGCAUUGAGAUGUCAGGGUUCUUAUUCCUGGCUGGUUGUUUGGGUUUUUAUUCCGGACUGAUUUGUUAGAAACUUAUUUUUAGCAGAUCUGUCAUUCCUGUGAAAGGUACCUUAAAUAAUUUCUUUAUAUAUAAUUAAGAUAUGCAAAUUAAAAACAAAAGAGUUGGGCCUACAGAUUUUUGAGGUAAGCACCCAGAUAUUAUUAACACUGAGCACUGGCAAACAUUUUUUAGCAAAAUGUUCAGGGCUGUCUUAAUGCAAGGGCAUAUUGGGCAAUUGAUCGGGGGCUCCACAGGCAUAUGGGCCCCAUGCUAAGCUUGUAUGCUAUGUAUGUUGCUAAUUGCUGUCAAUAAAUUUGAUCAACCUUUCACAUUUUAUACCUGUGAGUGAUUGUGUAGGUAUAGGCCCCAAUGCACAACAUUGCCCAGGGGCCUAUAAUGCAGUUAAGACGUCCCUGAAAAUGUUUGUAAUUCUUUUUAUCUUUCGACUUACAUUAUAUGCAUCGCCUCUUUGAGACAAGGGUCCGAGUUGCCUCAAUUGAAGGAGUUGAACUUACUCUUGUAAUCGGAAGAUGUAUUAUUAUUAUUAUUAUAUGAUGUUUUAUAUCUUUUUAUUAAUCUUUAUUAAUCGAUUUUUCAUUGUUUACCGAAUAUCCCUUUUUUGUAUAUUAAAGGGAGUUGGGUUUCUUAUAAUCAAUCUUUAAGGUUUAAAAUUACAAAACCCAAAAACUUACAAAAACCCAAACAACUUUAAAAGGGUUAAAAAAGGGUAAUUUGAGAUAAUAACUGAAGGUUUAUUUUUACAUGAUUGUUGGUCGUGAAAUCUUUUUUACAUGAUAAAGAAAGAUCCACACAGCUUGUACUUUAUUCAUAAACUUUACAUUUGUAAAUGAUUUCUAUCAAUUGUGUAUAUAUAUAUUGUCUGUAUAUCAUUGUUAUUUCUAAACUUUUUAAAGCUUUUUAUUGUUUCAAGCAUUCCAAUACUGUACAUAUAUGUUGUAUAUUAUAUAAAUUUGUAUAUUUACUGUUUAUUAUUAUUAUUGAUUAUAUGAAGCUGGAUAUUUUGAGAGUGAAUAUGUCAAACCAUUGUAUAAAAUCUGCUUAGGCCACACCAAUUUAAUUUUCUGUUUUUUCGAGAACACCUGUUAAAGAUUUUUCUUCUUAUUUCUUCGUGAUAAAGACUAAUUUAAAUCCAAAAGUACUUCCACUGUUCAACAGCUUUUAGUUCCAAAUUUUUAAGUUUUGAAAUUUUAAACAAAACAUCUUUCACAUGAUUCAAGUGGCCAUUUAAUUAUCAAGACCCCGAAGAACAGAAAAGGAAUUUGAAGUGGCCUAAACACUCUUAUUUCUAUCAAUUUUAUCAAAAAUCUCAGGAUUGGUUGUAUUAUAAAACAAUACAUUUGUUUAUAUAACUAUAUCAAUAUCAUCUAGUGUGGUUUCUUCUUAUUUCACGAUUUAACACUUUCAUAAGCGAACAAUAUUUUUUUUUUUUGUAACAUUGCCAUAAGUAUUAUUCAUAUUCAUGAGAAAAAAUGGUUAAAAACUUCUUAAACCGAACUGAAAGUAGCCAAAACAAUGAUAUUAAAACAGAAGGUUCAUUAUAAUCCUGGUUAUCAAGACUGGGUCGUUAUUAAAUAAGGCUCAGUCUACAUUUAUAGUCUUGGUUAUCAAGACUGGGUCAUUAUUAAAAAAGGCUCAGUCUAAUCUUGGUUAUCAAGACUGGGUCCUUAUUCAGUAUGGCACAAUAUUAAGUUUGGUUAUCAAUAGCGGAUCCUUGUUAAAUUCAACUCCCUCCAUGUCUAUGAUCGCACAUAACCAUAUAUUUCUAUGUAUAUCAGUUAAUGUUCCAUUGUCAGUAAUUAAUUCAUCUAUUCUAUCCAGUAAACGUAUUUUUAUCUGAAAAUGGGAUAUUUCUAAUGGCCAGGAAAAAUUCAAUUAUAGACCCAAAUUUCAUUAGCCUUCAAUAAAUUUGAAUAUUUUACUUAAAACAAACUUUCAACCAGUAGUUUGGCCAUUUGUUUUUGAGUGUGUGCUGUAUUCACAUGUUGCUUGCACGCUCAUACACUUAUUGUCUUAUAACAAGAAAGGUGUGGCAUGAUCAUGGCACUUAAUAUUUGUUUUAUUUAUAUGAUUAGAAUUUGCAAGAAAUAAAAUUCUCUAGUAAGUUUGAAUACUGAUAUAUUUUUCAGUUAAUGGUACAUUCAAACACUGGUAAAUUCUUUAGUAAGUUUGAAUACUGAUAUAUUUUCCAGUUAAUGGUACAUUCAAACACUGGUAAAUUCUCUAGUAAGUUUGAAUACUGAUAUAUUUUCCAGUUAAUGGUACAUUCAAACACUGGUAAAUUCUCUAGUAAGUUUGAAUACUGGUGUAUUUUUCCAGUUAAUGGUACAUUUUAACACUGGUAAAUUUUCUAGUAAUUUUGAAUACUGGUAUAUUUUCAAUCUAAUGGUACAUUUGAAUACUGGUAAAGUUUUCCAAUUAAUAGUUAGUUUGAAUACUGGUAAAAAAUUUCUAAUUAAUGGUUAUGCAUCUACAUUGACUGUAUAUUUUGGACCUGGGGUGACAUUUUACUGAAGAGUCUGAAUGAAUGUUUGUCAGUAAAUAUAAGGAGUAAAGUUUACUUGCACUAAAACACCACCAUGCAAUAUUUUUACUUUUUUUAUACUACCUUAUAAUAUAUUGUAAAUAUAUUCAAAUUAUUUUUACACUUAUACUACACAAAAUACAUAUGUAUAUGUUACACUUCAAUUUCUACAUUUUCUUUCCACUUUUUUUCAUGAAUUUUCUCCACAUUUUUGAUGAAUAUAUCAAUUUUAUGUAAGGAUUAUAGUUAUAAUAUAUCGACUGCUGUAAAUGUAAUUUUCAGAGAAAGUUUUUUUUUUUUUUAAAUAUCUUUAGCUUUUCAACUACAUACUUCUUCUGGGUUUUUUAAAAUCUUUUAUUCCAUUGUUAGUUAUUCAACAUUUGUUUUCCUCACAUAUUUCUUAUCAUACCAUUUUAACUUUGUGAUUCUUAAACCUUUAACUGCCAUAUCAGACCUCAAGCAUGCAUUUUUGUUUGAAUCCAUAAAGCUUUUCCAAACAUCUCAUUUAGUAGGUGAAAUCAUGUAAAAAGAAUUCUUACUCUGAAAUUCCGUGUAGCAAAUCAAAGUUUUCAGUUGUCACAGAAAUUUAUUGAUUUUGAAGUUGCCUAUUUUUUUAGUUUCAAUUUGAUGUAGAUACCUAAAAAAGCUAAAAUGAUAAAUCUAUAUUCAUCAAAAAGCUACUAUCCUUCCUUAAGUUUCACAAGAAUAAGAGCCAGGUCACCAUUAGGCCGCUAUAUUUCUUCAAACUUAACAUGUAUCUGAAAUUAGUAAUUAUUUCGAAAGCCCUUAUUUUUGUUAAAACCUUAUUAAAAUCAGAAUAUAAAAUUGUUUUUCAACAUAA